AUGGCUCCGGGUGGCAAGAAGGUCAAAGCCAAGGAUAAAAAUGGCAAGACUGUAUUGAAGCACAAGGUUAAAAGGGCUAAGAGUCCAGAUGGGGCAGAAGACCAGACCACAACAGAAUCACUCACGCCUGGCAGUCCAUAUCUGAUUGUGCAAGAGCCUGCACUCGUAUCAGAAGCCAUAGCAUCUGAGCUGGACAAGCCAUCGCCAGAAGCAUCCGACAGUGAAAAGUCCCGUGCCUCACCCCAAUCCAGAAUUGAAACCUGGAAUGAUUUUCUUGUGAAUGAAAAACAGCCUGAGGAAGCACCCGUGUCCAACGAAGUCAUAUCUGAGCAAAUCACCAAGGCCGAAGAUAAGCCUCUUCAACCUGAACAAGAGAAUACUCGUCUAUGGGAAUCAUUAUCAGAAGAGAAGACACCUGUUGCACCUGUUCCACUUGAUCCACGUGCUUCAUUCUCGCCAGCACCUGAUCUGAUACCCCUUCCCUCUCCUUCUCAGACUGAGGCUCAAUAUUGGUCAGGCCCUUCACCUGAUCAAUACUAUCCAUACUACUCUGCCCCAACGGGCUCAUACGUCUCGCCUGUACCUUGCGCCCCAUCUGCGUCUGGCUCCUACUACUCGCCCUACGCCUCGCCUGUUGUGCCUUACGUCGCACCUGUUCCAUACAGUUCGUACGGGUCACAGUACGGGCCCCAAUACGGGCCACAAUACGGUUCUCCUUACUCUCCAUACGCCUCACCUAUACCCAAAGUCAGCAGCCCACUUGCUCACUCUCAUUACCCUUAUAUAUCACCAGUCAUGUCGCCCACAGCGACUCCAACACCACCACCUCCUCCACCAGCUGCCCCAGCUCCCGCAGUCCCAUUAGCUCCAGUGCAAUCACCUGCACCCUCAACAUCACAAAACUAUACAAGUGGCCUCCACUCGCCUGUCAUGAGCUCUAGUGGAGUCGUUCCUCCAUACGGCUCCUAUCCCGACGGACAUUAUAUGCGUCGGAGCUUCACUUUGGGUGAUCCAACCGCAUAUGCUUCAUACCAAGCCCUCAUGGCGAACGGUGGGUUACCAAACGAGAAUGGAGUCAUGUCUCCUUCAGAGAAGGAUAGCGAGCAUAUUGAGCUUCUCCAAAGAAUUCAAUCUACCCUCCCCGACAUCAAUCGCCUUUUGGAUGGGUACCGAAACACACACAGCAAGUUAUCGGCCCGCGAGGCCGAAAUGAAGCAUUUCGGUAACCAACAUGAACAGGCUCUCAUGCACAAGGACUUCUAUAUCGAAGCUUUGCAAUCCCAGAUGAAGAAGACUGCAAAUGAAAGUGCUGAGGAAUGCGCCAAGCUGAAAAACGUCAUCAACGAACUUCGACUGGAGCUGGGAAACCUCCAGGAGAAGCAUUCCGACCUCGAAUCAGGCUUGUCAACUCACCAGAAGUCCAACGAGGAGCUUCAGAAGUCUAUUGAGGAACUCCAAAAAACCAACGAAGAGCUUUCCAAGAGCAAAACCGAGCUUGAGGCGGAAGUCGAAAAGUUAAAUACCACCCUCAAGGAAACUGAGGAAAAGCACGCCAAGGAGCUCGAGGAGCUGAAGGCGGAGCAUGAGAAGGCUCUUGCAGCCCAGAAGCAAGAGUUGACUGAACUCUUUGAAGAGAUCAAGGCUGAAGAUGAGAAAGCUGCAAGUGAAGCCUUGGCAGCGCGCGAGAAGGAACUGCUUGCGGAGCACGACUCCCACAAAGGUGAAUGGGAAAAAGAAAAGACAGCUUUGCAAGAAUCUCUCGAGGCUCAAAUUAAGGACCUUGAGACCACCAAGACUGAACUGGCUUCCAAAAUCACGGAGCUAGAAUCUAAAGAGAAAGAGGUGGAAGGCCACUUGGCCAAACUUAACGAAGAAGUAGCGUCGAAGCUUACCGAGCUAGAGACGAAAGAGAAAGAGCUCCAAGAAACCCGCACCAAGAAUGCCGAGGAGCUCGAUGCCCUUUUGAAAGGCCACGCUGACGAAUUAACGUCAUUACGGGGCAAUAACGAGGGUGCUCUUGUGGUAGUGGCGAAAGAAUUGGACAACAAAAUCGCUCACCUUGAAGCGACAUACACUGCAAAGGAGAUGCACUGGAAUGCAGACCGUGCUGCCUUUGAGAGGAUGCUCUCAGAGAAAGAUGCGAAGCUGGCGAGCUCGGAGCGCGAGAAGGAGAAACUGGAAGGAGCUGGCGUCGUCAAAGAACAGCAAAUGCAACGCGCGGUGGACGAGAUGCGAAACACCAUCGAUCAUCUGGAUCGUGAUUGUGACAGGCUGAGGAAGACGCUGCACAGUCUUGGAGAAGCUACAGAUCUCAAAUCUACCAAGGGCGAUCAAUUCUUUCUGGACUGCUUCAACCAGCUCACUUCAAUGAUUUACGACCUCGCCAAAGAGCACUUCGACUACCUCCCCAUCGACCCGCCAAAGGACAUCCUUGCCAAGAUCCCCUCCGAAAUUCCGCCCUUCCUCGACAACACACCAGCAUCUCGCGAACUACGAUGCGCCUACGUUCAGCACAUCAUAUCCAAGACCUUAACAUACCGUGUCUUCCAACCAUUCCUUUUUACCCUCGGCCGGAGAUAUGACAAAGCCGACACCUUCUUCCAGAUGCUGUCGAUGGACAUUCGCCGCAAAUCAGUGCGCCGCGAAGCUUUCUGGCGUCAACAAACUCUGAAAGCAGCCUACACUGCUUCUGACGCAAAGCAAGCUAUCAAUGUUGCCGCCGCUGUGAUCGUGGACGAGAUCGUCGACCACAUCAAACACUUCACCGACCCCAAGCACCUUGACUCUCUUCUCAUUGCCGUCCGCAAAGUCGUCAAACUUGCUGCCGAGACAUGGCGCCAUGCCCGUGUCGAGCGAGAACUCGUCAUAGCAGACUUCCCAGCUUCGGGUGAUGAAUUCGCCUCAAACGACGGCUGGGAGGAGUACGGAAUCGUAGAGCCGGCUUCUAGCAGCAUAGCUCGCCACGUCGUCCUUCGUACGUUCCCGCGUAUCAUACGGGAAGCUGCACACGAGGACUUUGACAGUGGUGAACGAACAGACCUGUGUAUCUACGCACCGGGCGUCUUGAUCUUCUCUGAUUCCUCAAUCAUCAUGGCAAGAUUGCAGGAAUUAGCGAAGAAAUCGAACGACACUCUGACCGAAGCUAGAGGUCCGAUUUCGCCGCCGAGAACUCCCAAAGGUGAAAAGGUUCAGAGCCCUAAUGAGAGGUUGGUUGCUUUUCACCAUCCGCCAUCGGUUCCGCUGACGGGGCCUCAUCCAGCGCCGCUGAACUCCCGGGUCAAGGGGCUGUUCAGGAAGGGUUGA
Molecule: messenger RNA, 3303 nt
Organism: Penicillium taxi
Lineage: Eukaryota; Fungi; Ascomycota; Eurotiomycetes; Eurotiales; Aspergillaceae
Exons: 2
Coding region: 1-3303 (1100 amino acids)
Source: RefSeq, a predicted model, not a curated record